Molecule: messenger RNA, 3048 nt
Organism: Liolophura sinensis
Lineage: Eukaryota; Metazoa; Mollusca; Polyplacophora; Chitonida; Chitonidae
Product: cytochrome P450 3A24-like
Exons: 15
Coding region: 149-1681 (510 amino acids)
Molecular function (GO): oxidoreductase activity, acting on paired donors, with incorporation or reduction of molecular oxygen; steroid hydroxylase activity; iron ion binding
Source: RefSeq, a predicted model, not a curated record
AAAAACUGGUUUGGAAAUACUAACUGUGGAUUCGAGAAGAUAAUAGCCCCAGCAGCUGUUAUCUGGUCCAGAACCGAUUCAAGAACAUACGUUGAGGAAAGAGAUAGAGCGACUAAAAAGUCCCGAGACAUUGUGGCCACAACACGCCAUGACGGACAUGGACGUCUUUCUGAACACUCCGGAUACAUCUUUACUGUUGGCAGUCACUGUAGGCAUUCUGCUUCUUAUCACAUUCUGGCGGUUCCGCUCUCAGGCCCUGUACACACUUCCGGGGCCAUCCUCACCAUGGAACCCCUUAGGGACAUUUUUACAGGUGGUGAAAAAGGGAAUCACACAGUACGACAUUGAAUGCGCGGAGAAGUAUGGAAAGACAUAUGGUGACUGGAUGGGCAGUGUGUAUUCCAUUGUUACCACAGAUGCCGACAUUAUUCGCGAGGUGUUUGUCAAGGAAUUCAAAGUUUUUCCAAAUCCCGUGUUUCAAUUUAAGUCUCCUCAUGACAUACAGCGAAACGCAUUACCGUUUAUCUACGACUACCCUCACUGGAAGGCUGUCAGAAGUAUUGUCACACCUACGUUCAGCUCCGGAAAACUCAAGCGGAUGUCAGUUUUCAUGGUAGAUUCUAUUGACAGCGUGAUGAAGAAUGUCCUUACAGCGGCUGAUGAAGGAAGAACGAUGGAGAUGAAAGAAAUAUACGGGUCCUACACAAUGAAGGUUAUCUCGGCGGCUGCAUUUGGACUUGAUAUUGACACUCAAAACGAGCCCAACCAUCCAUUUAUUCAGAAUUCGACCAAGGCCAUUUCUGAGAUUCUAGGCAAUCGAAUAACAGUUGUUGCAAAGAUGUUUCCUGUACUAAAACCUUUGACCCCGUUGAUUGGCCUCGUCAGUCGACCAGGACCCUCUCUGCAGUACCUGGACUCCAUUCUGACAUCCACCAUGAAGAACAGGCGGGAAACUGGAGAUUCAAAGCGUAAAGACCUUCUUCAGUUGUUAAUCGAGGCCAAACUAGAGGAUAGCCAAGUCAACCCUCAGGAUCCAACAAACGGAGGAAUCGCCAAGCGAGAUCUCAGCGAUAUUGAGAUACGAGCCCAAGCCAUCGUCUUCAUGUUGGCCGGAUACGAAACAACGGCUACUACUCUGUCGUUCAUGUCGUACCUGCUAGCUAACCAUCCGGACAUCCAGAGACGACUGUGUAUGGAAAUUGACGACGUCUUGGAAGGCAAAACACCUGACUAUGUUAACAUCCAACAAUUGCCCUAUUUAGAAAUGUGCUUGCACGAGAGCAUGAGACUUUUUCCGCCAAUUUUAAGAUUAAGCAGAGGAGCUGAGGAGGACAUUUCUAUUAAGGGUCACUUCAUAUCCAAAGGUACCGGGAUUUCUGUUCCCGUGUACGUUCUUCACAGAGACCCCGAAUAUUGGCCCAACCCUGACAAGUUUGAUCCCGAGAGAUUUUCGCCACAGAAUCAGGACAAGAAUCACCCUUUCGCUCUCAUUCCCUUCAGCGCCGGACCACGAAACUGCGUUGGGAAAAGAAUGGCUUUAGUGGCUGCAAAGAUUGCCAUGGCAACGGUCUUGCAAAAAGUCAGUUUCGAAAUUACUGCUGAAACUCAGGUAUGUAAAGUAAAUUGUGUUCGCGUGGUCGCGGAAUACAAUAAUAUUUGCAGGGGAUGUCUGUCGAGGUAGUCAUUUGUUGUAUAGUAUUCUUAGCAUAGUCAGGAAUAAGAUAGCGACAUUUUUUAAACAUCUCUAAAAAGAUAAGAUCACAUUUUAGACUGCUUAGAAACUACUGAGAACGAGUUAAAGGGACUAGAAUAGAUGCCAAGAAAGUCACGUAGAAAAUGAUCAAAAUUUGAUGUUUUUGUCUUUAGAUCCCUGUCAAGCUGAAGAAGGACAGCUUUAUUUGUACGGCUGAGGGUGGCAUUCAUCUGCGCUUGCGCAGGCGAAGCCUCAUGACGUCAAUUUAAUAUGACAAGGGAAGAAGCUGGAGGUGAUCAUUGGAUACUGAGAUAAAGAAUAAAACUAGACUGCAAGCCUAGAAAUAAGUAGGCUCAGUUGGUUAACGCGCUAGCGCAGCGUAAUGACCCAGAAGCCUCUCACCUAUGCGGUCGCUGUGAGUUCAAGUCCAGCUUAUGCUGGCUUCCUCUCUGGCCGUAAGUGGGAAGGUCUGUCAGCGACCUACGGAUGGUCUUGGGUUUCCUCCGGGCUCUGCCCGGUUUUCUACCACCAUAAUGCUGUCCGCCGUCAUGUAAGUGAAAUAUUCUUGAGUACGGCGUAAAAUACCAAUCAAAUAAAUAAAAUAAAUAAAUAGAAAUAAGUGUUUUACAUUUUUGAAACACCCCUUUGGAGGGAGUGGUACAUGUACAGCCCGUGCUGUUUAUGUUGGACGUGCUUGUAUAUGUUACUGAACGGAGGUUGGCUCAUACCACUUUCUCACGAGAGGAAUUUUUAAAAAUACCUGAACAUAUUUUUAGUCUUGCAGUGUACCAGGAAAAUGCCCUCAGGUGUCUGAUGGUAUUCGGUUGAACUGAGGUAAAAAAAAGUAAUACAAUAUAUAAAAUUCAAUAACCUUGUAAUACAAUAUGCAGUGUGCGCCUGCAGGAAGUAACAGGGACGUUUGUGACAACUAAGAUGUGUUGAUAAGGACAGAUUGGAUCGUAAUUUCUCAGUAUACUCUAAAAAAAUGUUCAAUUGAAAGAAUACUGAUUCCUGUGUGGUACCCGGUAGGAGUAUGUUUUUUGUGCAAAUUUGGACGGAAUUCUCAUGUUCCAACAGAAUUACGUUUGCAGGUAGAAUAGUGUAGGUGUAUUAAGUUGUCACAGUUGUCAUAAUCUGUUUUAGUGUUCCUCAGAAAACGUAAUAUAAUUUACAUUUAAGUGAUUAGUUUUAGAGUGUAGCUACCAUCACACUUGAUCGGUGCAAUACAGAAAUGCGUUUUUUUAUGUUUCUGCAACUGUGUACGUGUGUGUGUUUUUGUCUACGAGGUCUUGCCCAUUACAAGAACGGCAAUGGACGGUGCAUUGGAAGGUGAACAACUGUCCGUUUUUAGCAGC